Molecule: messenger RNA, 1899 nt
Organism: Peromyscus leucopus (white-footed mouse)
Lineage: Eukaryota; Metazoa; Chordata; Mammalia; Rodentia; Cricetidae
Gene: Stard6
Product: StAR related lipid transfer domain containing 6
Exons: 8
Coding region: 526-1077 (183 amino acids)
Molecular function (GO): lipid binding
Source: RefSeq, a predicted model, not a curated record
AGUCAGCCAGCUCAGUCAGCACUCUGCCCACUAAGUCCUUCCUCGGAGCCAUCCCCAUCCAGCCCCGGAGCUCUGACCCUCCUGGGCUUCCACCCAGACUGGGGAAGGAAGGAAGUCCGAUGGACUUGUGAUGGGAUUUAACAAACUCUUCCGGGGACCUUGAUUCUCAGGAAAGAAUGGCAGUGACCCAACACGGAUGAGGGACCUGGUCGGGCAGCACAGAAGGAGGGACAUUAUACCAACAUAAAGAUCACUGACUGGUGUGAACCUGUCUUAUCAGGCUGGGACAGGAUAUGAGGUGGAGAGAAUCAAGUGGCCACCGAGUGCUCUAUCAAAAAAGAUGCCGUCUCAGCAUCGGUCUGUGUUGGUUUUCCACUGACCCUAUGACUGAAGACAUCCUUGACUUCCAUCUAGUUCAUCCAAUGUUACAUCAUCAGGUUAACAGAUAUGGACAUCUCCACCAGGAUUUGGAGAAUAGUUUCAAUGGGCACUAAAAUUCUGGAUUAGAUUUGUUAACAAAGGUAGAUGGAGUUUAAGGCAAUUGCCCAACAAACUGCUGAAGAAAUUUUAGCUUACAGUCAAGAUAUAUCUGGCUGGAAAGUUGUUAAGUCUUCAUUAAUUUAUUUCUGGAUUUUAUUCCCCUUUGAGAAAAAGAUAACUGUUUCCAAGAAGACUUCUAAAUUAUUCCGUGGAAAUCUAUACCGCAUUGAAGGAAUAAUUCCAGUAUCAACAGCUAAGCUCUCCAGUUUCCUCUACCAACCUGAAAACAGAAUUAAGUGGGAUAAAUUAUUGAAAGCGUACAAUGUGUUACACAAGAUUGAUUCGGACACAUUUAUAUGUCAUACCAUUACGAAUAGUUUUGCCAUGGGCUCUAUUUCCCCUAGAGACUUUAUCGACGUAAUAUACUUCAAACACUAUGAAGGGAAUUUUGACAUUAUCUGUGCUCGCAGUGUGGACUUCCCAGGAUAUCCUCCGACUUCACAUUAUGUCCGUGGCUAUAACUACCCUUCUGGCUAUGUGUGUUCACCUCUCAAAGACUGCUGCCAAAGCAGUCUUCUCCUCAUUGAGCAUUUCUAGGGAUGGAGCCUUCCAGAGUACAGUCUUCAAUGAGAAGACCCCACCACCACCACCAUCACCAUAAGAAACAGAAGAAAUAGCCAAACCAACAAAUGUGCACUCUCACCAUAGAAACUCAAGAAACUUGAGAAGGCAAAAUACUUUCUUGAAUGAACAGUAUGGUCAUUGAAGAAAAAUCAUGGAAUAAAUUUAAGAGUUCCUAAAACUAAAUAACAAUGAAACCACAACUUACUUAAACAUGGUAUAAGAAGAAAGUUUACAGCUAUUUGUACUUACAUACAAAAAACAAAGAUCUCAAAUAAAUAAUGAUGCACCUUAGUGUCCUCGAAAAACAAAAAUACCCCAAACCACAAAGGAGCAGAUGGCAAGAAGUAAUCAAAUGGAGACUAAGUUGACAACACAUAGUAGAGAUGUAUUACAGUAUCGUUAGUAUAAAUAGCAUCAUAGCAUAUCUGGGUCUAUGAUACAGUCAAGAUUGACAAACUCAAACUAACAAAAGAAGGAGAAGAUCUGACUAAAUCAACUGUGUGAUGAAAAAGGAGAAACUACCACAGAUGAUAGACACAGAAUCACUAGCGAGUACUGCAGAUUCCAGGGGCUGGAGAGAUGGCUCCGCAGUUAUGAGUGCCCAUUGCUCUUGCAGAGGAACUGGAUUCAGAAUGGAAAAGGAAGGAAUACCAGCAACUCAAUAUGAAGCCAGUUUUACCCUGAUACCUAAACAGGAUAGAGACACACACAAAAAAAAAACUAUAGACCUAUAAAUUUCUACUGUGAAAUAAAUACAAGAUAUUUUUAAAUAAAAUUAUCACCACCUGAAUUCAA